GAGGGCUUUUUCUCUCAAAGCUCGCUGUCGUUGUCUCAGUGUUUCCUCGAUCCCCGUCAAGAUGAGAGCGGCUCUGCUGGUUGUUUAUCUCCUUCCUGCGCUGACAGCAAUAGCACAGUCAACACCAGCAGGGAGCAUUGACCCUGUGGUCUCUCUGAAAAAUGGGCGGAUCAGAGGGCUAUACGCGACAGUGAAAGGCACGGAGAGGAGGGUGAAGCAAUACCUGGGGCUCCCCUUUGCCCGUCCCCCGGUGGGGCCCCUCCGCCUGGCUGCUCCCCAGGAGGCAGAGCCCUGGGAGGGGGAGCGAGACUGCACUCAGCAGCCUCCCAUGUGCAUCCAGGAUCCAGAACUGAUUGUGAGCGUUUCUAGGACCAUGGCAGUGCAAUACACCCCACCAGAGCUGUCGGAGGACUGUCUGUAUCUGAACGUAUACACUCCAGCUGAGUCAACCAAAGGGGACAAAGUGCCGGUGAUGGUGUGGAUCCACGGAGGAGGUCUGUCAAUAGGUGCAGCUUCUCAGUAUGACGGCUCUCCAUUGGCUGCAUAUGAAAGCAUAGUGAUGGUUAUUAUUCAGUAUCGCCUCGGGAUCCUGGGAUUCCUGAGCACUGGAGAUGAGCACGCUCAGGGCAACUGGGGUUUCUUGGAUCAGCUGGCAGCACUGAGAUGGGUGCAGGAAAAUAUUGAGGCCUUUGGCGGCGAUCCACAAGCUGUCACAGUGGCUGGAGAAUCCGCAGGAGGCAUUAGUGCAUCAAUACUGACUCUGUCUCCACAAGCAAAAGGACUGUUUCAGAGGGCAAUUUUUCAGAGUGGAGUAGCAACACUUGGGACAUACGUUACAAGACAUCCUUUGGGUCCUGCCAAGAUUGUUGCCAACCUUACUGGAUGCGACCGCAGCAGCACAGAGGAAAUGGUUCAGUGUAUGAAGAGUAAAAGUAAAGACGAGCUAGUUGCUGCAACUAAAAAGAUGAGAAUCUACCUGGGAGCCGCGGUGGACGGAGUGUUUCUCACAGACACAGCAGAGGAGCUGCUCAAGAGGGGAGAAGUGCUGCGGGUUCCAGUGAUGAUGGGGAUAACCAACCAUGAGUUUGGAUGGAUCCUGCCUCAGAGCUUCGCCCCUCCUGGCUGGGAGAACGGCAUGAACAGAGAGUCUGUGCUGGCAGUGGUGAACAUGUUCUAUCCUACAGGGGUUUCCUCCGCCAACAACCUCAUCGCCGACGAGUACAUGAAGGACGCCAAAACGCCAGAGGAGAUCAGGGACGCGUUCACCGAGAUUGUGGGAGACCAGCUGAUGACGCUGCCUGUUGUCAAGGUGGCCGGAUACCACUCAGAUGUGGGUGUUCCGGUUUACAUGUAUGAGUUUGUGUACCGCGCUGAGAUCCACAAAGACACCAGGCCCAGCUUUGUGAGGGCAGAUCAUGGAGAUGAUGUCGUCUUCAUGUUCGGUGGAUGUUUCUGGAGCGGACAUACAGAAAUCAUAGGCAACAUCACCAAGGAGGAUGAAAGACUCUGUAGGACCAUGAUGUCAUACUGGGGCAGUUUCACCCGGACAGGCUCUCCCAACGGUCCCGGGCUCGUCGUUUGGCCUCAGUACGACACACAGAAGCAGGAGUACCUGGAGCUGGGCCUGACGCAGACAAUGAGACAGAAACUGAGGAAGGAUCGGGUCCAUUUCGCUACUGUGGUCCUACCUCAGAAGCUGGAACAGUUAGCAGCAGCAGCAGCCAAAGCUGGUAACUGAUCUCUGCAGGCUGCCAUGUUGUUCCUGUUGGUCCUAAGUUUGAGAGCUCUUGUGCUUCCUCACCAAAACUAAUUAUUAAUCUUAAUCACUGUCUGCACCCCUUUAUAUCUGUUUUAGAAUGGAUUUACUGACCUUCUUUUGCAAAUCUUUUAAUUCCAUGCAAGUGUCUUUUUUGACAUGUAUUUUGUAAAAUAGCUGUCAUUAAAGAAAACCCUUUUAUUGUAAAG
This is a messenger RNA of Anoplopoma fimbria (sablefish), 1965 nucleotides long. It is a transcript of the gene ces3, whose product is annotated as carboxylesterase 3. The transcript has 13 exons. The record is from RefSeq and is a predicted model, not a curated record. Bases 62 to 1738 code for a protein of 558 amino acids. NCBI's taxonomy places the organism in Eukaryota, Metazoa, Chordata, Actinopteri, Perciformes, Anoplopomatidae.